UGUAAAUGUCACUAUAAAUUAGUUUGUCGUAUUGAUUUGCAAAUUAUUAAUUAUUGUGAUAUGAUUUUGAUUCGUGAAUCGGCGUUCUUGAUGCCCUAAUAACACUAAGAAACGAAUUAAACGAUAACCAUGUCUAAUAUGAACUACACGAUCCGUACUGAAGGCCAAACGAAAAUCAACACAUUAACAUGGACCGUGCCAAACUUUGUCAAUUUACUUGAAAACAAAUCUACAAGAGAGUUUCGGACGGACAAACUUGAGACUGUAGGUAAUGUAACGGGUUCCAGGUUUCAGUUAAAGAUUCAGUUCUUGGGCCGGGACAAUGACAUAAUUGAGAUUUACUACUUAUCACCAAAUCCUGUAUUUCUAAAAUCGAUACUCACAAUUUGUUUAAAACGUUUCGAAGAGCGUUCUAUUGUCAUAAAAGAGUAUCACACAGUGCAAGGGAACAAAUGGCAGUAUUUGGCAACAUUGUUCAAACGCGAUAUAGCUAGUUAUGAUGGUCGCGAUACAUUCCUUUUGAGCGAUGGCAGUUUGAGGCUAAAAUUUCAAUUUAUGGUCUCUAAUGACAUUAAAGUUGACAGAGCAAAUGUUCCUGAGACACAACUGAGCCAUGAUUUUGAAAACCUGCUGAGUAAUGGUUUAUUUUCUGAUGUCACAAUGAAAUCUGCAGAAGGAAAUGAGUAUAAAGUACAUAAAGCUGUAUUAGCUAGUCGUAGUGUUGUACUGAAAGCACAUUUUGAGCACAAUACUAUAGAAUGUCACACCAAUAUAGUUGAAUCUCCUCUUGAAGCUGAAGUUUUGAUAGAAGUAUUGACAUUUAUUUAUAGUGAUAAAGCCCCAAGAGUUGAUGAAAUACCUGAACGGUUAUUGGCUGCUGCUGAUUUCUAUCAACUGAGUAGAUUAAAAAGCUUGUGCGAAGAAGCCUUGCACAAAAGAUUGACUGUGGAAAGUGCAAUAGAAACCCUACAACUUGCAGACUUGCACUCUGCUAAAAUACUCAAGCAAUUGACUCUUGAAUUCAUUAAAGAUGGCCAAGCCAAAUUGAUUACUAAAACAGUGGGAUGGGCUAAAGUGAAAUCUGUAGAUCUGAUCAAAACAAUCUAUGAAUACAUUAUGACUGAUGAUAUUGAAGCUGACAUUAAAUAGCAUUUUGUUUACUUAACACCUCCUGAUUUGCAUAGUACUUUAUUGUGCAAGCAAAAAUAUAUACACGAGAAGUGACUUAUAUAAAAACAAUGAUAAACUUAGUGGUAGAAAGAAGCUGACAUUAAAUAGCAUUUUGUUUACUUAACACCUCCUGAUUUGCAUAGUACUUUAUUGUGCAAGCAAAAAUAUAUACAUGAGAAGUGACUUAUAUAAAAACAAUGAUAAACUUAGUGGUAGAAAGUGCAAACUGAUUUUAUUUGCAUAAUUGUAAAAUUUGAUCCAUUUUCUUGGAAAGUUAUGUAGAAGAACACUUUGAGCUAAAUUACUGAAAUGCAAAAACAGUGAUUAUUUUAAAUGGAGUGUAUGUAAAAACAAAUGAAAGGCUCGCUGAGCUUGCUCCAUAAUGUAGAUCUGGGUUAAUAAGAGCCUUGUGCAUAUCUGCUAGUAGCUUAGUAUUAUUGUACUUAAUAAUAAAUUUUAAUUGAUUAUCUAACUUUAUUUUUAAGACCAUAGGCCUUCUUGGCAUUAAUCUUUAGUACAAUAUGUCUUGCUUUGACUUACAAUAUGCUGUAUGGAGUUUAAAAUUAAGAUGAGAUUGCUUAAAUAACAGCUGUACUAAAAGAGUUACUGUUAAUUGAAUAUAAAAAAGGUGGUACUGAGUGAAAAUUCACUUUCUAUAUACUCUUAAUAUAAGCACUAUUUUGCAUCAUUUUAUACAUCUGAAUAUGCCAUAGAUCAUGUUUAUUUAUCCACCAACAAAAAAUAAGCAAAUUGCUGAUGCUUAGUCUACUUAAUUUACAGUAAUAAUCGUUAAAGUAGUAUAGGUAUAAAAAAAGAUGAUAAUUUAUUUUAAGAAAUAUAAUUUAUGAAAUUUA
Pararge aegeria (speckled wood butterfly) is the source of this 2024-nucleotide messenger RNA. Its product is annotated as speckle-type POZ protein-like. Lineage: Eukaryota; Metazoa; Arthropoda; Insecta; Lepidoptera; Nymphalidae. Gene Ontology annotation, biological process: proteasome-mediated ubiquitin-dependent protein catabolic process; regulation of proteolysis. Gene Ontology annotation, cellular component: cytoplasm. Gene Ontology annotation, molecular function: ubiquitin protein ligase binding. The transcript has a single exon. The record is from RefSeq and is a predicted model, not a curated record. Bases 130 to 1149 code for a protein of 339 amino acids.